Populus trichocarpa (black cottonwood) is the source of this 1283-nucleotide messenger RNA. Its product is annotated as phosphatidylinositol N-acetylglucosaminyltransferase subunit C. NCBI's taxonomy places the organism in Eukaryota, Viridiplantae, Streptophyta, Magnoliopsida, Malpighiales, Salicaceae. The record is from RefSeq and is a predicted model, not a curated record. Gene Ontology annotation, biological process: GPI anchor biosynthetic process. Gene Ontology annotation, cellular component: glycosylphosphatidylinositol-N-acetylglucosaminyltransferase (GPI-GnT) complex; membrane. The transcript is spliced from 2 exons. The coding region runs from base 317 to 1222 and encodes 301 amino acids.
AUUUUUAUAGUUUGUAGUAAAAAAACGCGUUUUCUUCAGGCAAUCAAAUCAUAUCUGUUUUUCACUCCGAGAAGAAAAUCAAGCAACGGAGAAGAGGACCCAAAUCGAGAUUUCUUUCUCACAGGUGUUUGAAAUCACUUGCUGAACCUAAAAGCAUCCAGACAGUCUGCAAUGGGGUAUUUUGCUUUUAGAAAUCAUCGUGUGACAGAUUGGAAGACUGUUGCUGUCUUUCUUCAUUCUAGAUGAAUAAGGGUUUUGUUUUUGCUGUUGUUUUGAAAGCAAGGGGUUGGAUAAGCAAUAGAGUUGUUGGUUCGCAAUGGAUAGCAUCAUCAGCGAGAGUCCGCUGCAUCCCAAGUGGAGGAAAGUUGCUUAUGGAGGAAUGCAGCCUGAGUUUGAUGACAAUCACACUGAUGAGUCUUUUCUUGAAGAUAUGGUCAUGAAUGCUAAUGUUGUUAAGCGGGACAUGCUAAAGGUGAUGCAGGACUCAGUUUCUAUCUCUCAGUAUCUGUGCAUUGUUGCUCUUGUCGGCUUGGUGUGGGCUCACACCCUUCAAUCAACCCUUGAUGAAAAUUCGCUCUUGCUCCUAGAUGCUAGCCUUUUCGGAUCAGGUUUUUUAGUUCUGCUUUUAACCAAAGAAAUGCGUUCCUUGAAUCUUCUCUUCUAUUAUAUCCUCAAUAUAUCCUUUUUCACAACUGGGUUAUAUAUGUUGGCUCCUAUUUAUCACACUCUCACAAGAUCCAUAAGCUCAGACUCCAUUUGGGCAGUAACUGUUUCGCUUGUUGUACUUCAUCUUUUCCUGCAUGACUAUUCAGGAUCGACCAUUAAAGCUCCUGUGGCCCUAAAAAAUCCAAGCUUAACCAGCUGUGUCUCUUUAAAUGCUUCUGUAGUUGCUUCAGUUUUUAUUGCAUCUCGCCUUCCAUCAAGGCUGCAUGUAUUUGCCAUCAUGCUAUUUUCCUUGCAAGUCUUCCUUUUUGCUCCAUUUGUCACUUACUGUAUCAAGAAAUUCUCCUUCCACUUGCACCUUCUGUUUUCCUUUGGGUUGAUGGUUGUGACCCUGGCUUUGGUUUAUACACUGCACCACCUACUUUUCAUGCUACUGUUUGGUUUAUUGUUGUUUAUAAGCAUUAUCUGUCCUUAUUGGCUCAUAAGAAUUCAGGAAUACAAGUUUGAGAUCAAUGGUCCUUGGGAUGAGGCUAAGCUUUGUUUCAAUGUAACAGAUUGAGAUCUUUUGGUUUCUGGACGGGAUUGGUUGGAAUUCAACGAGAUUAAAUUGUUUAUGACCA